CCGCCACGAGCCCACGAGGCGGACACCGCCCGCCUCCUCGGCGACCGGUUGAUUCGAAUGCGGCCGCGCCGCCGCCGCCGCCGUGAGCGAGAGUGAUGCGCCUCGCCUCCUCCGCCUUCCUCCGCCGCGCCGCUGCCAUGUCCUCCUCCUACGGUCGCAGCAGAGGCUACCCGCGCCCCCGCCGCGGGUACUCGGCCAGGCCCUCGCCGCCGCCAGCGGCGCCCCCCGACUCCGGCGCCGAGCUCGUCAGCGGGGAUUCCCACCUCAGCGCCGUGCGCGCCGUCAACGAAUCCCUCCGCCGCGGCGGCGUCCGCGGCCCCCCGCCGCCCUACAGGCAAGGGCAUCAGCCUCACCAGCCGCACUACGGCUACGGCUACGGCUACGGUUAUGGCUACGGAUACGGCCGGCCACAGCACCCGGCUCCGCCUUACGGGGCUGUACCGUACAACUACGGCCACCCGCAGCAGCAGCAGCUGCCGCCGCCGGGGCCUCAGUACGGCUACGGGGCUCCGAACCCGUACGUUCAUGGGCACCCGCAGCCGCACGGGCGUGCGCCAGCUGGGGCAAGGUUCCGUCCUGGCGCGCCGCAGCUGACUCCCAGGUUGGCAGAUUACCGCCGACGGUGGCGGUUUGCGAAGCAGCAGCCGCCACGCCAAGCUGAGAGGUUUAAGGUUCUAUCGUACAAUAUACUUGCGGACUAUCUGGCCCAGGAGCACCAAUUUCUUUAUGAACGAAUACCAUCUUACAUCCUUGAUUGGAACUGGCGCAAAGACAAAUUAGUGUUUGAGUUCGGCUUGUGGUCUCCAGAUAUUCUAUGUCUUCAGGAGGUUGACAAAUUUACAGACCUUGAACAAGAAAUGGCCAGCCGAGGAUAUAACGGCAUAUGGAAGAUGCGAACUGGAAAUGCUGUUGAUGGAUGCGCUAUCUUUUGGAGAACAACAAGGUUCCAGUUGCGCUAUGAAGAGGACAUUGAGUUCAACAAGCUUGGACUUCGUGAUAAUGUUGCGCAAAUCUGUGUUUUAGAGUCAGUGGUCCCACAAAAUGAGCAAACUGACUCAACUAAUCUAUCUACAAGCUCAGGUCAUCCACAACAAGCUAAACAAGUUGUUGUAUGUAAUAUUCACGUUCUUUAUAAUCCGAAGAGAGGAGAAAUCAAACUUGGUCAGGUCAGGACACUUCUUGAUAGAGCUUACACUGUAUCUAAGUUGUGGAAUGAUGCUCCAGUGAUACUUUGUGGAGAUUUUAAUUCUACACCCAAGAGUCCGCUCUACAAUUUUGUGUUGGAGAAAAAGUUGAAUUUGUCCGGCCUUGCGAAAAAUACUAUAUCUGGACAGCAAACUAGUGGUAGUUCACAGGGGCUAUAUACUGGCCCUAAUAUAUCUCGAUCCCAUCCACCUUUUUAUCCAACCAACAGUAGAGGGGAAAACAUAACUCUUCUAAAUGACCGUGAGCCUAAGACUGAAACAACAAAGUCGGUGAAGAAUUCUUGCCCUGCUGGAAGAGAACAUGUAACUUAUACCUCUUCAGAAUCCCUCUUCGACUCCAAAUCAAGUAACUGUGUCAAUAAUAUACCUUGUUUUGGCUCUUCUAAUCUUGAUGAGCAAGGAUUAUCAAACUGUUUGGAAGGUCCUGUAAAGGAUACCUUUGCUUCUGAUGCUGACGAAGAAUGUACAUCUGCCGACAAACCCAAUGAAGGGUGUUUUGGACAGAUAAUAACUGAAUCUGGACAAGGACCUGACAUUACAGAUGUUCCGUCUGCUCCAGCCACAGUUUGUACUGAGAUCCUUAAGUCAGGCUCAUGUGAAAUAGUUGGUAGCAGUCAGCUGCUUUCUUCUGACGACUUGUCCGGCGAUGUGGUUGCUGAAGAAUUUACAUGUACUUCUGAAGCAAACGGGGUCCAAUCAGAUCAACAUUUGGCCAUCUUAAAAGAUAAGCCUAAUGAAAAGGAAAAUGCUAUUGAGUCCAUUUCUGCUCAAGAAAAUUGUGCAACUAAUGCGCUAGAGUCAUCUCAUUUGAAUGGUUCUCAGAAUGUCACUGAUGCCCUUCACCAGAUGAGUAAUCUGAGGCUAGAAGGAGAAAGUAGUACUGGACCAGGAGAACCAGUACGUCAACCAAAUGGUGCUGUUUCGGAUGCCUGCGGCAAUCAAUGUUCUGCUGAAGUGAUAAACAAGCAUUCAGUCUCUUGCAGAGAUGAAACUGAAAACAAUGCUCAUGCUUUCGAGGAUGAUAUGACAACUGAUGAAGUUAACUUCUCAGCUGUGAAUUCUGACCCUUCCUUCUUUGAAGAGUUAUGUGGUGGUACUGAUCGCUUACUUGAAGAGGAAGACCAGCUGCCAGUAACUUCAGAUGGUUCACCAUCGUCUCAGCAGAUGGUUAGUUCCAAUGAAGGGUAUUACUAUUAUGAUCCAUACAGGUGGACUCCAGACGAAAUAAAAGCUGCCACUGGGAAUGAUGAAUGCACUUCAGUGGAACACAAUUUGAAAUUAAGGAGUGUGUAUACUGAUGUCGAGGAUUUUGAAGGGACGAAAGAUGCCAACAAGGAGCCGCUAGUAACCAGCUACAACAGAAAAUUCAUGGGAACAGUUGACUAUAUAUGGGCCACGGAAGAUCUGCAGACUGUUCAAGUCUUGGAUACAUUUCCCAAAGAAAUUUUGAAUCAAACAAUUGGGUUCCCGACAAAGAAAUGGGGAAGCGAUCACAUCGCCCUUGCCUGCGAAUUGGUGUUUACAAAAUAAUGCCCAUAAAAUGGGCUGAGGAGAUACCUGCACAGCCGCGAGUAACCAAACACAUUACCUCAGGAGCAAGAAUAGUAUACGGACGACUAACGUUCAUUUCUAUGUUAUAAUCCGGAACCAAAUUUUGGUCAUUUAUUUAGAGCUCGUUGAUUUCUUUUCUUUGUUUUUCUUGGGCAUAUCUUUUAAAUUGUACAUGAGUGGAGGAAUACAUCGUUUGAGUCCAGUUUUAGAGCAGGACUCCUGCUCAAUCUGCUGUGGAGAGUGUAUCGUGUGAUGUGCUUACAUUCUA
Panicum virgatum (switchgrass) is the source of this 3024-nucleotide messenger RNA. RefSeq names its product carbon catabolite repressor protein 4 homolog 6-like. The record is from RefSeq and is a predicted model, not a curated record. Lineage: Eukaryota; Viridiplantae; Streptophyta; Magnoliopsida; Poales; Poaceae. Gene Ontology annotation, molecular function: 3'-5'-RNA exonuclease activity. Bases 96 to 2735 code for a protein of 879 amino acids. The transcript has 16 exons.